This is a messenger RNA of Procambarus clarkii (red swamp crayfish), 3091 nucleotides long. The record is from RefSeq and is a predicted model, not a curated record. Lineage: Eukaryota; Metazoa; Arthropoda; Malacostraca; Decapoda; Cambaridae.
AGAGCCACCUGGCGGCGGCGGGGGGAGACACCGGCCACCUGGAGGAGGUAAACACCAGCUGUCACGCCGCUGGUCCACCAUGACUUCCCACUUGUGCAAUUUUUAUUGAUUGGUGGAUUCUAAUUCCAAGGUCCUUUUCUUCAUCAAUCUACUGCAAGGACUAAAGUAACCUUCAAGAUCACCCUGACCUCUGACCCCAAACUCCCAUACAAAGUCAGAUGAAGCCUGACCUGAGCUGAUUACAGUUGUCUACUGAGGAGGGAGGAAGGCUGUUUGUUCAGCAGAAGCAAGAUUAUCUUCUUGGAUGAUAUCAAGUUUUCAAAUUAAUGUUAUUAGCUAAGGAGCAACAAGUACUCCACUGUAGUGCACAAUUUUGUCUUUUUAAUGCCAUUUUAAUUCAAUCUGUUAAGUCGAUUAAACAAUUAUUCUAUUAGAAAAUAUAUUUUCCAAUGUUAAUGAUAUGUAAAUAGCAUAAGAGGAACAAUGACACCUGUUGAGGAAAGUGGCUGAUGAACCCUGUAGCAGGUGAAGCUAUAAUGAUCUUGCUACAGGGACACCCUCACAAGUGGAAAAUUGCAUUCAUACUGACAAGAAGUUAAUUGCUUGUAUCAUCUGUACUAGGAGAACAAAACCUGUUGACAAAUCUGAGUGCUCAACAUGUGGAAGGAUGUUCUCCACAACAUGUUGUACUUUAUGCAUGACCUCCUUCCAGCUGCUGCCAGUAAAGCCACCUGGACUGAGGAUGGCAUUAACAAAGCAGUGUCCUGGGCUGCCUACUGUGAGAGAGCAGCAAGGAAAUUUCAGCACAACGACAGCAUGGAAAUUGCACUCUCUCGCCUAGCUAGGCAAUCCCAGUGGGUACUGAAGUUGCACGAUCUCCAGAAUGCUCGUCAACUUCUACUUGAACUCUUGUUGCAGAACCAGUUAUUGGACUCUGAUGUGAAGGAGCAUAUCCAACACAUGGCUCGCACAUCUCUGGGGCCAAAUCUUACCACUAUGCUCAACGAGAAAGCCUCACAGCAACAAGAUUCAUAUAAGCAACUAUUAAGUACACUAAGAGAAUCAACUGACAAUAAUAUAAAGAGAAGACUGGAAAUGAGGUUAAUGCUGGAAGCUGCCAACAGUUCAGGACACGAGCAGGUGCAGAACACACUCUGCAAAAUAGUCAUGGAGCCGAGUGGAAUUUCAAGGAUCCUUGAGGUUAUCAAACUUGAUGAUAAUGAAAAUUGUAGUUUAGGUCCACGGAUAAUUGACUGGUUUGAAGGUGUGUUGCAGUCUCCUCAAGACAGCAGACAUAGGAGUGUGGUCCGUGGCAUCUGUACUCUCCCAUUAGCAUUAUUAUGUGAAGUUUUACGGUACAGUUCAAAUCUCUUUAAAUUAGUCCUUUCAACUCUGAACAAAGAGGUACAAAAAUUAGAACCUUACUAUAGUUCUGAAGGCUGCUGUUGGAUGCCUCAAAAUCCAGCUACUUCCAUCCUAAGCUACCAUGAUUUGGUGGGUGUGUAUGCAUCACUAUUACAAAAUAAGGAACUAGCUAAAUAUGCACAUGAGGCAGUGUGCAGUUGGUGUUUACAAGACGGCGGGGCUACGUGGCUAGACAUAAUCAGAGAUGCAAAUUCCGACAUAAUGCGCCAUUCAGAGACGCAUAAUGGAUAGUCUUUUUGCAAGAAAAGUCUAGUAAUGUCGGUAACAUUUUCAAUAUAAUGUUUUAAGAUACACAUUUUCAAUGAAAAGCUGUACAAUGGUAACAUUAUUAAAUUUUCUUGGUAAUGGGCAGGUCUUAAAUAGUAUAGUAUUGCACUAGUAUACUGUACUGUACCUAUUAUUAUUAUAUAUAUAUUGCACCUAUUCCAUUUCAUCUCUGAAUAACUGCAGCUUAAAUGCUAGGCCUUGGGUCUAAAUUUGUUUAAUACAAAUACAGUACUGUACUAUAUUACAUUUUGUACAAUUCAUUACUAUACUGUAUUUGUUAAAUAUCAUUGCCAUUCUCUAUUUGUCCUUAACCACCGUGCAGUGCAUAAAAAAGGUGUGCCUUUAAAUAUCAUAAUACAAUGGAAAGAUGAAGAACUAUUAUGUAUCACUGAUUUUGUAGUUUUCUACCAGUUAUUAGUAAAGUGGAACCUCGAGUGACAAGCGGCUCCAUCUACGAGCAUUUCGGGUAACGAGCAAGCCCCUCAGAAAAUUUGUCUCUAUUGACGGGCUUCUGCUCAGUUAAUGAGAAAACCACGUGGUGCUUCCUAGCGUUCCCGCUGGUUCUUGGACGCCUCCGACGACAGUGUUGUUUCGCAAGACGAGUGUUUCACAUGACGAGCUCGGUGCUGGAACGGAUUAAAUUAGUUAACUGAGGUACCACUGUAUAUCUACACUUGGAAAAAUUAGUGUUAGUAGUGAUAUAACUGAAAAUUAUUCGGUUUGAGAGACUUUUGAGCUCAUCAUGGUUCAGUUGGUAGUGCAUUGCCCAGAGAGUCCAAGGACAUAGGUUCGAUCCCAUAGCAUGACUUAGAUGUUUUCUCAGACACAUCAAAUUCUUGUGAAUUCAUUGUGCAUAAGUAUCUUUGUCAAGAAGUGUUUUUAAGGCUGAUACUUUACAUAAAUGCCAUUUCUCUCACGAUACAACUUGCAUGUGUUGCUGUAGCAUCCCAGACAUCAUGCAGUCGCUAAGCCACAUUAUAUAAUAUAGUUUGAGCUUCUCUUAAGAUUUGUGAAAUUUGGUGUUACAAUAGAGCAUUUAAAUUAUAUUUUGAUAAUUAUCUUGCUGUAUUUUUAUAAAAAAUGUUAAUGCUGAUUAGGUUUACAAAUUUAUUGCUUUUCUUUUCAUUUUUGAUAAUACAGUACUCCUAUUAUUUAUUGAUACGUUAUGGAUUAAUUUAUUCACAUUGCAUUAUAAAAUUACUAAUUCCUCUAAAAUUUUCUAUUAUAAAUAUUCCAUUCUAUUUUAUAAUAAAAUAUGAUAAAAUAGGCUGUUUCAAUAUCCCGAGUAAAAUGUUUCUAAACUAUGAAAUUGGGUCAGUGGCAGGUAAUAUAGCACGUUAUAGUAUAGUAGUGUUACAAGGUAGGUAAUAUAGUACAUUAUAGUAUGGUAGUGUUCAAC